AUGCACCCCUUUGGAGUUAAAGUGCUCUGCAUUGGCGUGAAUGGCUGCCUGUUUCAUCAGUUUGCUAUAGGUCGUCCAAUUGCUGUUGUGGACCAAAUAGCGGAAUUGAGAUGCUCGGAGGCUGCUUUUGAAAGCGCCAAAGGCUGCUCUGUCAUCGGUCUGUGGGCACCGAGAGUAUUCAUGGCUGAAUCUGGCAGCGUAUUCUCGAAGAGGCUCAUUGUCUCCUUGCCGAAUGGUGUAAAGGUAGUCGGCGAAGUAAAAGCGAUCAGUCUGUAUCGUAAAAUGAUUGAGGAAGAUUUGUUUUAA
Molecule: messenger RNA, 306 nt
Organism: Prunus armeniaca (apricot)
Lineage: Eukaryota; Viridiplantae; Streptophyta; Magnoliopsida; Rosales; Rosaceae
Source: the annotation of a GenBank genome assembly